Stylonychia lemnae is the source of this 1965-nucleotide messenger RNA. NCBI's taxonomy places the organism in Eukaryota, Ciliophora, Spirotrichea, Sporadotrichida, Oxytrichidae. The record is from the annotation of a GenBank genome assembly.
AUGAAGCUACUAGACCCGCUACAAGGAUAUAAGAUUACCUCUUAGAUACUCUUCCUUCAACUAGCAUUCGCUCUUGCCCUUGGAGUCUGUUUGGCUAGAGGUGAAUUUGAAACCUCUAAUAGAGAUCAUGCUAUCGGAGUAAUGUUAGCAGUUCAUAUUACCUCUUAUGUCCUUGAAUACAUUAAAAUUUUGACAGGGAUAUGCGGCAAAAAAUUAGGUAUUUUGAAAUUCACUAUAAACUUCUUCAACUGUGCUCUCUAUUAGGCAGCUAUAUUCUACGCCUAGGUUAAGUAUCUUAGUUCAUCUAACCAUGAACCAUUAAAUCUUAAUGAGAAGUUUGAAAUGAAUAUUAACGCUCAGAAAUGGUUAGUAUUGGAAAUAUCAUUUUACUAUAUGACCAUUAUUCUAACUAUUCUUUUCUUGGUUCUUCAACAUUAUUUCUAAUUGAAAAUUGCUACCCCCAUUUAAGAAGCAGUGAUAAUUGAGGCAAUCUUAAACAAAUAACUGAAAUCUAGCAACUAAGAGUCAGAUUCAAUUCAAGCUCAACAAGCGGCUGAUAAAAUUCCUGAAAAACAAACUAGUAUCAAUGAUGAGGUGUAAGCUAAUGAUGAUUACUAAAUUUACAAAGGUUCUAGUAAGUCAUUCUGGAGACCAGAUAAGCAAAAUCAAGAUUACUUGUCUUUAGUAAAAAAAUAUCUUCAGAGAUAUCUCAUUAUUUCCCUAGUAUUCUCCAUUUCAAUCUACGUAAUAGUAAAAGGUGAAGAGACACCUAAGGGCAAGCUUUCAUAUAAAUAUUCAGUCAUAAUCCUAGCAGCACUCUCUAGUUUAGUUCUCAUUCACACAUUACUAGAUAUUUAUACCAAGAUACUCUUCUCCUACUGGUAUAAUAUAAGCUUGAAUGUAAUUUACGGUUUGAUGGUUUUAGAUAUUUUCUUUAUGUGCUUUCAAACAAUAUUCCUUGAAAAAUAUGAAAAUCUCACCAGAUAUUGGUUGUUAAUUUUUUAAUUCAUUUUUUUGGCAUAUAUUUUGGCAUAUCUUACAGACUUUAUUGCUGAGAAAAUAGGAUAUGAGAAAUAAUUCUUUAUCAAUUAGGAUGGAGUUACAAAUGUACCUCUUAGACAUCAUUUUAUAAAAACUGUGACCUUAAAUGUUGAUAUCUACGCAAUUACAUUUGUUAGUUUUCAAAGAUUAGAUGCUAGCCUCCCAUAAAUAGAUAUUUAGAAAGAGGAGCAACCGAACAAAGAAUAUUUACUAUAAAAAUAAUCUAAAGAUUAAGAGGCAGCAAAUAUUAAUAUUAAUGAUGGAGAAAUCGUUCACAACACUGAAGGUGAAGCAAACAAAAAUUUUAGUAAUAGCGCUUUCAUUUUCUUAAUACAAGCUCUCUUAGUAUUUUUGGUCUUAGAUCAAUUCAAGAAGAAAGAAGCUCAGGAGAUCAAAGUGACUUUUGCGCUUUUAUUAACUAGAAUUUUAUGUGCUGCUCUUUUACAUAUGUAACUUGAAGGGGAACUAAGACAGUCCCUUCAAAUGCUCAACUAUGCGAGACUAAUGGUAUUCCAUACUAAAUACAGAAUUCCUAUGAUUUUCAUUAGUUUGAUGUAAUUUUUUGGAGCAUUCGGUACAGAACUCAUUAAUAUUUUCCUUAUCUGCUAAUAAGGCUCUGUACAAGAUGUCAUUAUGAACUUUAUUGCUCUUGGAGUUAUUGCUGAAAUAGAUAAUAUCUAUGCUAAUACGCUCUAUAACAAUUACUCAAAGAAAUUAAUUGAAGAUUCAGAUGGGAAGCCAGGCCUUCAAAUUAACGACUAAGUCCCAGUUAGAAAAUAGUAUAGCAACAAAUGUAGUAUUGCAACUUAGAUUCAUGGCCUUUUAAGAUUGUUCUAUGAGACGUAUUACUUCUAUUUCAUGCCAUUCUCAGUUAUCGUAAUAACAUUCUUCUCAGACUUAUUCGAUAGUACACCUAACAAGUGA